UCUGCUCAUGUAAGCUCUCUUCCAAAACUGACCCCACUUUUCUGGCCAUCAUCUUCUAUAAAUUCACCCCAUUUCCAACACAACCUUCCCCAGUUCUAAUAUCAUCUCAGUCUCUCAAUACACCUCACAACCACACCCAUAAGGAAUAAUCUUGAAAAUUAGUUCCAAACUUCCAACCAUGGUUCCUAGUGAGGUAAGAGGAGUCCACUAUCUAGCACCUGAAAAUCCAUUCCUAGUUCCACCCAACUUUGGCCUUGUGCAAAGUGACAUUCCAAACCUUCAUAUGAACACCCUCUUAAGCAAUUUUCCAAACUGCCACUUCCCUCAUUCAGGCCUUGAAUUUCUUGCUCCUCCCUCCUCUUACCUCAGCAGCAACUCAACCUCUGAUGAAGCUGAUGAAAUCCACUUCAACAUCAUCGACGAAAGGAAACACAGGAGAAUGAUUUCCAACCGAGAAUCCGCCCGCAGAUCAAGGAUGAGGAAGCAAAAGCACUUGGAUGAACUCUGGUCGCAGGUUGUUCGGCUCAGAACUGAGAACCACAACUUGAUUGACAAACUCAACCAUAUGUCCGAGUCCCAUGACAGAGUCCUCCAAGAGAACACACGCCUCAAAGAAGAAGCUUCUGAUCUCCGCCAAAUGCUAGCAGACAUGCAAAUUGGAACCUCCUUUGCUUGCGCCAUGGAAGAAUUGGAGGACCUUCCAUGCAACAAACCUGAUCCCUCAAACCAAUCGAUCACUCCUGCAGAUAUGAUUCACGAAUGAGGCUAUUCUCCACUGUUUACACACAAGCCUAUUGCUCACUCUAUAUAUCUGCCUUCUUUUUACUUUAGAUUUCUAUGAUCUUUGGCUCUCCAUCGGAGAUCUAUGAGUUUAGCAGCAUAUCUUAUGUAUCAAUUAUCAAAUAAUUAACAGCUUUACAUGUUCUUAUCUUUGAAUCA
Messenger RNA from Vigna umbellata (rice bean), 939 nucleotides. The record is from RefSeq and is a predicted model, not a curated record. Lineage: Eukaryota; Viridiplantae; Streptophyta; Magnoliopsida; Fabales; Fabaceae.